UUUAUUAUCCUCCAAACACCCAAAUCCAAGCUCGCUUCAAAACAAAGAGCAAAAAAACAAACCCAAAAGAAGUUGAAGAACUCCCACGCUCUCUGCUCUUGCUUUGAGGACUGUAAGUGUAAGUGCAACAAGGCCUCCUCCCAAUUCUCAAGGCUUAAUUUUAUUCGCCAUUCUCUUCUUCUUCUUCCCCUGUUUUUCUCCUCUGAGUUCAUCUUCAUAGCCAUUUUCCUCAUCUGGGUCACCUCAGAAACCUCAAGAAAUCAAGAAGAACAAGAAGAAAGAUGAUUAGUCUUUUGGAUUUCUACCAUGUAAUGACGGCAGUGGUUCCUCUUUAUGUGGCUAUGAUUUUAGCUUAUGGGUCUGUGAAAUGGUGGAAGAUCUUCACUCCUGAUCAGUGCUCUGGAAUCAAUCGUUUUGUUGCUCUGUUUGCAGUUCCUCUUCUUUCUUUUCAUUUUAUUUCCACCAACAAUCCAUAUACCAUGAACUUGAGGUUUAUUGCGGCUGAUACUCUCCAAAAGCUCAUUGUUCUUGCUGUUCUUGCUGUUUGGAGCAACAUAAGCAAAAGGGGUUGUUUGGAAUGGACGAUUACUCUGUUUUCCCUUUCAACAUUGCCUAAUACUCUGGUUAUGGGAAUUCCUCUGCUUAAAGGGAUGUAUGGGGAGUUUUCAGGGAGUUUGAUGGUUCAGAUUGUUGUUCUUCAGUGUAUUAUUUGGUAUACAUUGAUGCUGUUCAUGUUUGAAUAUAGAGGAGCUAGAGUGCUGAUUUCUGAGCAGUUUCCAGACACUGCUGGUUCUAUUGUCUCAAUUCAUGUCGAUUCUGAUAUCAUGUCGUUGGAUGGAAGGCAAGUUCUUGAAACAGAGGCUGAGAUUAAGGAAGAUGGGAAGCUUCAUGUGACUGUGAGGAAAUCAAAUGCUUCAAGAUCAGAUAUCUUCUCGAGAAGAUCUGUGGGGUUGUCUUCUACAACGCCACGCCCUUCUAAUUUGACUAAUGCAGAGAUUUACUCUCUGCAAUCAUCUCGAAAUCCCACUCCAAGAGGCUCAAGUUUUAACCAUACUGAUUUCUACUCUAUGAUGGCUACUGGUGGAAGAAACUCCAACUUUGGCUCUUCUGAUGUUUACGGCCUUUCGGCGUCGAGAGGACCGACACCGAGACCGUCGAAUUACGAGGAGGAAGGCGGGAAACCAAGGUUUCAUUACAAUGCAAAUGCAAAUCAUUACCCUGCUCCAAACCCAGGAAUGUUUUCACCUACAGGAUCCAAAAAUGCAGCAACCAAUACUAAGAAGCCUGUUAAUGGAGUUGUGGCUCAGCAGAAAACAGAGGAUGGAAACAAAGAUUUGCAUAUGUUUGUUUGGAGUUCAAGUGCUUCCCCUGUUUCUGAUGUGUUUGGAAACCAUGAAUUUGGUGCACAUAAUGAUCAAAAGGAUGUGAGAUUGGCUGUGUCUCCUGGAAAAGUGGAGGGUCGUAGAGAAAACCAAGAAGAAUAUACAGAGAGGGAAGAAUUCAGCUAUGGAAACAGAGAGAGUAUGAACAGUAACAACAAUGGAGUAGCAGAGAAACCCAAAACCAUGCCGCCAACGAGUGUCAUGACAAGGCUAAUCUUGAUCAUGGUUUGGAGAAAGCUGAUCAGAAACCCCAACACUUACUCGAGUUUGAUCGGCCUGACUUGGUCCUUGAUAUCAUUCAGGUGGAGUGUCGAAAUGCCAGCCAUUGUUGCAAAGUCGAUAUCUAUUCUCUCGGAUGCAGGGCUUGGAAUGGCCAUGUUCAGUCUUGGGUUGUUCAUGGCUUUGCAGCCAAAGAUGAUAGCAUGUGGGAAUAGCAUAGCAGCUUUUUCAAUGGCUGUGAGAUUCCUUACAGGACCAGCUGUAAUGGCUGUGGCUUCCAUUGCUGUUGGGCUUAGAGGAGUUCUCUUACGAGUAGCCAUUGUCCAGGCAGCUCUCCCACAAGGAAUUGUCCCCUUUGUCUUUGCCAAGGAGUACAACGUACACCCUGAUAUUCUCAGCACAGGAGUUAUCUUCGGAAUGUUGAUCGCUUUGCCUAUCACGCUUGUUUACUACAUUUUGCUGGGGAUUUGAGGCUGCCAUGGAAGCCAAGGUCAGCCAUGGCUGCGUCCGCCAUGGGAGGCCAUUUCAAAAGCUUCAAAGCUUUGGGAAAGAAGAUUUUAACAGGGAAAAAGAUAAAGGAGAAGAAGAAAGAGGAGAGAUUUGAGGGAAAUGGGGAAAAUUCUUCCAAGAGAAGGGGAAAAAACAGGCUGUAAAAUCAUUAUGUUUGGUAGUCAACUAUAUAAGAAAAAAAAUGUUUUGGUUUUUUA
This is a messenger RNA of Cucurbita maxima (winter squash), 2308 nucleotides long. Its product is annotated as auxin efflux carrier component 1-like. Gene Ontology annotation, biological process: auxin polar transport; auxin export across the plasma membrane. Bases 282 to 2072 code for a protein of 596 amino acids. The record is from RefSeq and is a predicted model, not a curated record. Gene Ontology annotation, cellular component: plasma membrane; endoplasmic reticulum. The transcript is spliced from 6 exons. Gene Ontology annotation, molecular function: auxin efflux transmembrane transporter activity. NCBI's taxonomy places the organism in Eukaryota, Viridiplantae, Streptophyta, Magnoliopsida, Cucurbitales, Cucurbitaceae.